Messenger RNA from Stegastes partitus (bicolor damselfish), 3346 nucleotides. Its product is annotated as CD27 antigen. NCBI's taxonomy places the organism in Eukaryota, Metazoa, Chordata, Actinopteri, Pomacentridae. Gene Ontology annotation, cellular component: membrane; external side of plasma membrane; CD40 receptor complex. Bases 2052 to 2759 code for a protein of 235 amino acids. The transcript has 7 exons. The record is from RefSeq and is a predicted model, not a curated record. Gene Ontology annotation, biological process: apoptotic process; immune response-regulating cell surface receptor signaling pathway; immune response. Gene Ontology annotation, molecular function: transmembrane signaling receptor activity; protein binding.
UGGUGCUUCAUGUUUGUAUGUAUGCAGGCUACGCUGUGUACUGUAUGUGUCUCCUCGGUUUUUAGAGACUCGUGACAGUUCUGGUGUGAGUGAGAGGGAGACGUUUGUGUUUUUAGUAUUAUUUAUAUCAAAACAGGACUUAAAGUAGUAAAAGGGGAAAUGUUCCAGGGAGGUGAAUAUCUUUAUCGAAACUGUAAAUCAAACACACACACAUACAUCAGCAGCAGCACAUUUGACUUGAGCCUCCUUCAGUAAAUCUUUCCACACGUGCUCAUGAAACAGCAGCACAGUCAGCUGGCCGAUCAGCUCUGACUCUGCAUGUACGCUCUGGGUUUCAGGUCGAGUCAAAAGUGUUUGGUUCACUACACAGAUGUCGACCUGUUCCUGCCAAACGUCCCUCUGAGCGUCUGUUCAAACGCUCUGAUCGUCCAAGCGAUGCAGUCAGACCUCCACAUCAGCAUCAGCACUUCUGUUCUCGGUGACUUCAGACCGAUUCUGCUGCUCGUGUUCUUUCGCCCAGUCAUCUCGGUUUUCUGUCUGAGUGUUGCCGCCGUGGAGAGGCUCUGAGGCAGCCCCCUGGAAGACCCUGUUCACAGAGCAGCAGGUCACAUGUUGUGGUCUGGGUUCUGAGAAAACCGCGGAAAGCUGCAUGACGCUGCAGUCAAUCAGCAGUUACUCAGCUCUCUGCUGUCCUGGCCUUAGACAACCUUACUGUCAUUCAAGAUACGCAGGUUACACUGAAUGAAAUGUCAUCACACUGGCUCACAGUGUUUGGAAAAUAAUAAUAAAUAUAGAAGAGUAUAAAUUAAUAUUAAAGUUAGAGGCACAGUUAAGAAUCUAUGAACAGAAGUGAACAAAAUGUAGACGAGUGAGUUCAACUUUCACUGUCUUAUAUCUUAUAUUUGCAUUCAAAUGAGGUGAACGAUGUUCCCAAAGCGUCCAGGACCGACUCUAAACCAUGUUUGAACUGUUUGUCACACACUGUGCAGCUACAACCUUCUUCUCUAACACGGCACCGAGUUUGUUUGUAUUUGAUCAGCAUCUGGUUCAAAGAAAUAUUCUGAAAGUUUUCUAGUUUUACUUUCUGAUCAUGUUUUAUAUAUUAUGUGGAUCUGAAGCUGAUACCAGUAGAACUAAAAAAAGAAGCAGCGCUGACGGUCAGCAGUGACAGGAUCCAGUGUUUGGGAAACAUCUGCUCACACAUGCAAAUGAGCUGGUCGUCGCUAAUUAACCAGAAAAGUUCUCACGCCUACAAACCUUAGAGCCACUGAAGUUCCCUGAAACUCUCUGAGGCAGCAGCACUGUGCUCUCCUCUGGACCUGUAAUCUGAUUUCAAAUGACCUUAAAACAAAUACAACACAUCACAUCUGUGAGCGGAUGGGAAAGCCAGAGACUAUUAUUGGUGUUUGAGUUUUUACACUUUGAGCUUCUGUCUGAUGCUUUCUGAGCAUCUGGUGAAAUAAUCAUACUGGAAGUUGCAGAGCUGCUCAUCAGACUCAUUUCCUGGAAUAAAGUUUAUCUCCUCAACAGCUUUCUGUCAGAAUUGGACAGUUUGGAGCUAAAUGAGUGGAGGAUGAAGUUUAACCUGAAACUACCUCGUCAUCAUCAUCAUCAUCAUCAUCAUCAUCAUCAUCAUCAUCAUCUUCAUCAGCAGCAGCAGCAACGAGAACAACAGGAAGAGACAAACUAAGGCAGAGAGACAGACAGCAUCAGAGAAGUUCUGUUUUAGAUGAACUGGGAUGGACCUGUGGAGGCCACUGGAGGCUGCUGGAGGCUGCUGGAGGCCGCUGGAGGCUGCUGGAGGCUGCUGGAGGCCGCUGGAGGCCACUGGAGGCCACUGGAGGCUGCUGGAGGCUUGUUGUUGUGCAGAGCUGAAGGGUCGCAGCAGAGAUCACAGAGCAGGAUGAGAGAACCAAGAUAACGAACACAUCAGAAAUUAUUCAACUCUCGCUAUGAGUCAUCUGUGACAUUUCCUCAGCAAGCCCCUGACACAGUGUUCAGUCUGACGCUCGGAGGGUCGCAGCGACAGAUCGAAGAAGCUUCUCCUCACCAUGUUCUCCUUCUUCAUCCUGUCCUGGCUGGCCAGCGUGUCUCUGGGCUCUGGACUUCCUCCGAACUGCACUGAUGUUCAGUACCCUUGGCCGGUAGACGGGCCCAAUAUGUGCUGUGAUAAAUGUCCACCAGGUCACAUCAUGCAGGGAAGCUCCUCGCGGACCUCCUGUGAAAGAGAGUGUGUCCCCUGCCAGGGAGACCGCUUCAUGGAGUCCUACAACAUGGAGUUCAACUGCAACGUUUGUGGAAACUGCGACAGACCGAACAUGGAGGUGAAGCAGAACUGCAGCUCCACCCACAACACCGUGUGCACAUGCAGAGCUGGAUACCGAUGCAGAGACGACUCGUGCAGCAUGUGUGUCCUGAUCCCAACCACCACCCCCACCACCACCCCCACCGCCAAAGCCACCGAGGCUCCGCCCACCGCAGCCCCUGAACCCGGAGACCCCACCACCCUGCCGGCCCCCCGGGCGCCACUCAGAGACACCGUGUGGUUCCUGGUGAUCACCGCCCUGCUGUGUGCAGGAAUCGCUCUGGCUGUGGCCGCUAGAAUCAAGCCCUUCCUGCGCUGGAUCCGGUCCAGAUACGGCUACUUCCUGGCUGAAAAACCAGCAGCUCAGAGCUCCGAGGACGAAGAUGUGUCGAAGCCUGUCCAGGAGGUUUGUGGGAAAUGUGAGCAACUCAUCGACGUGUGUGUUAAAGACUAAAGAGGAACUGGAGGAACUUUAGGGGAACGUUUGGUGGAACCUAGCAGAUGCUGAAUGUCUGUCACUGCUGUGGACUUUAAGGGGACUGAAGCUGCUGAAGACGUGACGCUUAAGACUGACGCUGCUUUCUGAGAGGAAAAGCUGGACAGCUGUGAUGACAAAAGUGUAGAAACACUGAGAACUUGGAAGAACCUGGAAACACACAGUGACGCUGUGACAGAAGAAGCUGUAGUGAGUCGCUGAAAGCUGUAUGUACCAUAGUACAGGACUCUGAAGGCGUCUGCCUCCUCUACAUUUGUGUUUUUGUGUAUAUAUCUGUGUUCACUGCUUUACUGUUCAGACCUCGGGGAUCAGGUCUGGAUCGGGGAGGUUUGUUGACAUUUUAACUCUGCGGACUCUUGGUCGUGUUCCUCGAGCUGUUUCUGGUCUGUUGGAGGUGAACUCUGCUGCUGCCUCGGUGGCGUCGCUCCGUAUCAGAGCAGAAACACAUCGUGUACGUAUGUCUGACAUCAGGUGUGGAUGUUGUGUAAUAACUUCAUACAUGUUUCUACUUAGUUUUCUUUAUUCAAAAUAAAAUGUCACUUGGG